AUGGGUUUUGAAAACAAAUCUGCAGUAUCCCUCAAGAGAAAACAGAUGUCCGAAAUAGACAACGAAGAUGUUAUUGACUGCAAUGACUCAGUAUCAUCUCCGGCACCAUCUACAUCGUCAAUUAAUUCAGAAACGCGAUCGGUAUCGAUUUCACCGUCGAUUUCUGUUUCCAAGCAAUCUAAGAUUGAUUUAACAUUUGAAAAACAAAAGUCGUAUCAAGGUAUAAAAAUUGUCGGUGUAAAAUUGUUGAAUCGUAUGACGUUAAUUCAAUUCGUAAACACUUGCGGUGUUUGUGAGGAAAUAAUAGAUAAUAAUAAAAUUUCUAUUCAUAAAUGUGUAGAAGGCUACAAACAAGUUUAUAUCGAUGCAAAUCGAUAUUUUUAUCCAAUUUGUGAUAACGGACAAAUAAUACGGCGAAGUUUAAUAAAUAAUACAGAAAAAAUUGUAAGAAAGAGAAUAGAUGAAAUAUCAAUCAUCAGUGAAGAAUCAUCAGAGACGCAUAGUAAUUUUCUAGAUUCCACGGAUAUAGAAGAAUUACUAAUUGAAGAAGUCGCAAAACACGAAGUGCUAUAUAAUUAUAGUUUACCUAUCCAAGAGCGUAAUAGAUAUGUAAUUAGUGAAAUAUGGACAGAAAUUUCAAAGGCUUUAAAUGGUCGUUUAGAUCCAAAGCAAGCUGCCAAAAAAUGGAAAACUUUACGAGAUAGCUAUUCUCGUGAGCUGGCAAAAGAAAAAUUACCCAGUGGAUCAAGACGACCUACUUUAAAACGGAAGUGGAAAUAUUUUGACCGAAUGAAUUUUUUACGCGAUACCAUAUAUACAAAGAAAACAUCUGAUAAUCUUCUUGACGGUGAUAAUCUCGAUGGUGAAAAUAAUAAAGAAAAUAUACCACAAAAGAGAGGACGAAUUUCGGCCAUAUCAACAACUCAGCAUCAACUUCAAUUACUGCAAUCAGCGCUGUUCCAGAACCUGUACAAUUGCCGAUAUUGCCACUUCCAGACAAACAGGAUGAAGUCGAUGGUCUAA
Formica exsecta is the source of this 1023-nucleotide messenger RNA. RefSeq lists its product as uncharacterized. Lineage: Eukaryota; Metazoa; Arthropoda; Insecta; Hymenoptera; Formicidae. Gene Ontology annotation, cellular component: nucleus; transcription regulator complex. The transcript has 8 exons. Gene Ontology annotation, biological process: regulation of transcription by RNA polymerase II. Bases 1 to 1023 code for a protein of 340 amino acids. The record is from RefSeq and is a predicted model, not a curated record.